AUGACUCAACGGGUUCAUUUGAACGGCGCUACGCCACAUGACUUGAGCAUCCACGGAAGUUUCACGAAAGGGAUAUAUCGCGAUGCAUACCCGACGAUAGAUCCGACUCGUCCAGAGCUCUCGCAGAAAGGGAUGGUUGUCAUGAUAACAGGAGCAUCCAAAGGCAUAGGGAGAGAUGCUCUCGCACCCGUCUUUGCUGUGGCGGGGGCGCGCGCAAUUAUCAUCACGGCUCGCAAAGCAACUAGCCUCGUGGACACGGUGGCAAACCUCAAAAGUAUCGACUCUUCUGUUGAAGUGCUAGCUCUCGACCUUGACAUAAGCAGAGAAUCAUCAAUAACUGCAGCCUUCAAGACCAUAUCAGAGCACUUUCCAGGCGGUGUUGACAUACUUGUCAGUAAUGCAGUUUCAAAAACGGCGGCUGAUCAAUGGAUUACUACCUGUGAUAUUGAGAAAUGUCCAAUACACUUUUACGCUUCAUUUCACACCACCAACACCCGUGGAUCUCUGCUGCUGACAAAAUAUUUCCUCACUCAACCCACCACCUCGAAGGAGAAGCCCCUAAAACGAAAGAUCGUCUAUGUCAGUUCGGGGAUAAGCUAUAUUGUCAACCCAGGUCAAUCCGCCGACUCUUUCUCCAAGCUUAUCAUCAACCAGUUGGCCGCGUACGCCCAUGCUGAGAGUAACGAAGAGAUCCAAGUGCAAGCCGUUGCUGUUCAUCCAGGUAUUUUUGUCACAGAUAUACUCGAGGAUAUAUACCGUUUCUACGCUGUGGACACCAACAAACUUGCCGGAGGCGUCAUCAACUGGGCUGCUAGCGAUGAGGCUGAGUUUAUGAGCGGAAGAUAUACAACUGCCAACGUAAGACUUUGCGUCAUUCCCCUGAUUCUGUGCUACCAAAAUUCGAGUCUAAGAGCAUACAUAGUGGGAUGUCAACGGAGAUUAUGGAACGAAAGCAAGAGAUCCUUGACAAAAAUCUUCUAA
Messenger RNA from Cladophialophora psammophila CBS 110553, 981 nucleotides. RefSeq lists its product as uncharacterized. The record is from RefSeq and is a predicted model, not a curated record. Gene Ontology annotation, cellular component: cytosol. Gene Ontology annotation, molecular function: oxidoreductase activity. Bases 1 to 981 code for a protein of 326 amino acids. The transcript is spliced from 3 exons. NCBI's taxonomy places the organism in Eukaryota, Fungi, Ascomycota, Eurotiomycetes, Chaetothyriales, Herpotrichiellaceae.